Molecule: messenger RNA, 2376 nt
Organism: Fusarium coffeatum
Lineage: Eukaryota; Fungi; Ascomycota; Sordariomycetes; Hypocreales; Nectriaceae
Exons: 5
Coding region: 1-2376 (791 amino acids)
Biological process (GO): amino acid transmembrane transport
Cellular component (GO): membrane
Molecular function (GO): L-amino acid transmembrane transporter activity
Source: RefSeq, a predicted model, not a curated record
AUGAAUACCACACAGUCUACUGAAGAUAGCGGGCACUCCCCCCAGCCUCAAAAAGAGGUCAACCCCAAUGAGGGAGAACUCAUGGUGAAAUACAAAGAUAUGGGAUUCAACCCAAACACCAUCGUCACGGACGCCCCAACACAGCGCUUUCGACUUACCAACAUCGAUGUAAUGAGCUUAGUGAUCAAUCGAAUGAUAGGUACCGGUAUCUUCGACAGCCCCACGACGGUGAUGAAAGGUGUCCGCAGUCCGGGCAUCGCCAUUCUCUUCUGGCUCUGUGGAUGCAUCUAUGCUCUUACUGGAGCUCACGUUUACAUUGAGUACGGGCUCAAUGUACCGCGAUAUGUAAUCAACGGCGUCGAGCAGUCAGUUCCGCGAUCGGGAGGCGACCUCCAUUAUCUCCAAUACGUUUUCCCAUCGCCGCGAUACAAGGAAGGCAUAGUGAUGCUCAGCGGUGUCCUGUUUGGUAUAAGUUUCAUUUGCAUUGGAAAUAUGGCUGGUAAUUGUAUCCAAUGCGCGCUGCGUAUUGUGGAGGCUGCGAAUCCCGAUAAGGAUGCUCGUGAUCUCAACGAGAGCACCAUUCGCGGCAUCGCCAUCGUCAUUGCCAUAUUUCCAUGCUUGAUCCACGCCUUCUCUCGUCGAGGCGGUAUCUUGCUUAACAAUCUCCUUGCCUUUAUCAAGAUUUUUAUGUUGAUCUUCAUGAUCAUUGCCACUUGGGCAGUUGCCGGUGGGCCGUUCGGGUUGAGAGGGCUUUCGGCAUGGGACAAAAGUAAUGCACCUAAUCCUACAGACUCUUCAGGUGGGGGUAAGGCCUAUGCACAGGCCUUUCUAUCCGUCAUCUUUGCCUUUUCAGGCUUCGAUCAGCCAAAUUAUGUUCUGGGAGAGAUCAAGCACCCCCGAAAGACUUAUCCUCGAUCCAUGUGGUGGGGCGUCGGCCUGGUGUCGGUAUUGUACAUGGCCGUCAACAUCUGCUAUAUGAUAAUUGUCCCGCCAAAUGUGCAGAUGGACACAAACGUGGCACAGGAGUUCUUCUACCUCAUCUUCGAUCCUGACAACCAGUCAGACUCAAAGCGCUACGAAAUCAAGCGCGCUGUCAACGCAUUCCUAGCCAUCAAUGCAUUCGGCAAUAUUGUCGUCAUGACAUACACUGCUGCACGAAUGAAGCAAGAGAUUGCCAAGCAGGGUUUCCUGCCUUUCACAAGCUUUUUCGCCAUGAACAGAGACGUCAGUUUUGGCAGGUUCCUCAUGUGGCUUGAAGGAGGAGAGCGCAAACCGCAGGACCAGCCCGUGGAAACCGGGCGCCAGGGCGUAAUUGAGUUGCAGCGACAUAACUCACAGAGGGUUAUUGGCAACCGGAAAUUGCGUGUCCGCUUCUUCAAGUUCUUCAACCCUUCAAAUCACCGGGAGAAGACGCCUGUCGGUGCGCUUGUUCUGCACUUUACCAGUUGCAUCGUUCUCAUCCUGGCAACGUGGAACACCUCAGCAAGCAAUGCCUACUCCGUUCUUUCUGGCCUCAUUGCUUAUCUGACGUCGGCAUGGUAUGGCUUCUUCCUUGCCUUCGGCAUCCUCAUUCUGCAUUUCCGAGGUCCGCCUACAACACAGCCACCCCCGACGCUUCGGGAACAUAAAGUCCCGAAUCAGGAGCCGGUAAAACGAAGCUGGGCGCGGAUGACAAAAGGCUCCGUGAACCCGAAGCUAAGUAUCGCUUGUGGUUUCCUCUACCUCGUUGGGAACCUCUACCCCAUCAUCACGGGCUGGAUCCCGCCAUCAAAGAUUUUCGACUCCAACUACUCGGGGUCUGCUAGUGACACAUCUGGUGAUAAGAAGCCCAGAACACACGUUUGGUGGGCUGUGCCAGCCAUUUCGUGGUGUGUAUUGGCAUUCUCAACCCUUUGGUUUCUGGGCUUCAUUGGUGUGGCCAAGUAUAAGAGCCAGACUGGCAAAAGCGAAUUCGUCUACUCGUGUGAGCCCGACUUUGGUCCAGCUGUCGAUCCUGAAUAUCGCAGCGACAGUGAUCUACCCACUGCCGAGUCUGAUGCCAGAAGCCGUUAUGGAGGACUUGUUCUGCGCCAUGAAACCAUCUACACAGCGUGGGAAGGUGAUGAGGCAGAGCAACUGUUCAACCACAGGGUUGAGAUGACAGAUGCCGUUGCACCCCCAGCUCAGCCAGUGCUGGUGCAUGAGAGUGGAGUACCGCGCCAGGUUGAUCCCCCAGCCGAUCUGUAUGAGGACACGGAUUUUGCAGAUUUUUCGCGGAACGGGGGUCCAGUUCGGGAACCAGAGCUAGUGUCUGAUCCGCUAACUGUCCCAGUGCAGAAUCAUCAAACUGGAAUCGAACAGGGUUCAAGACAAACAUCUGGGAACAUCCCAGGCUAA